CACAAUGCCUUAUAAAGUCCCCAAUACUGUUUGUUCUUAUCUUGAUCAACCCAAUACGAGAAUUAAUACGACCAAGUGCUCGCAUUGCCUGUUUAGCAACCGUCACGAUGUGUAUGCACGACUACCAAGAAGGCUCGGUGCCAGAGCCGUCACCAAAUCAUUCAGAGCCAUUUCCUUGGCAUAUCGGAGUCUUUGAUGCGCACAAUCACAUUGGAGAGAGGAUAAACUCAGUAGCCGAUUUGCCAAACAUGAAAUCUCGUGCCGUAGCAAUAAUGGCAACGCGAACUCAGGAUCAACCUCUGAUUGCCUCAAUCGUCAAAUCUCAUGGGGUCAAAGGUCCCGAAUGUUUCUCACAAUCCAAAACGACUGUUAUCGCAGGUUAUGGCAGACACCCGUGGUUCUGCCAUGAAUUGUUUGACGACUCGCUAGAGACUCCGACAUACGUACCCUCUGCGUACGUCGAGGACGCGAAGGCGGCGCACUACAAGGCUGUGCUUUCACCAGCUCCAACAGAUCCAGCUUUCUGGCGUCAUCUCCCAGUACCGAUAGCACUCUCAACUUUUAUCUCUGAGACUAGAGCUCGACUACUGGAAGAUUCUUUUGCGGUGGUUGGAGAGAUUGGUCUUGAUAAGCCAUUCCGACUACCUAUGCAAUGGCCGGAUCCGAAGCCAGAGCUAGAUCCCGCUCGUACACCAGGAGGUCGUCAGAGGAGACCACUCAGUCAACAUCGCAUACAGCUAUCUCAUCAAAAAGCGGUUUUCAUGGCGCAUCUCAAAUUAGCAGGAGAGCUUGGAAGACCGGUCAGUGUUCACGGCGUUCAGGUCCACGGCAUUCUCUACGAUGCGUUGACGGAGUGCUGGAAAGGCCAUGAGCUUCGAGGUCGCCGCUCAAGGGAAAAAGAGAAGAAAGAGGGCAAAGCCGCACAACCACCGGAAGGCGCUCCAAAACCAUACCCUCCACGAAUCUGUCUUCACUCAUUCAGCGGUUUAUCCGACGCUGCCAAGCAAUAUCUCAAACCUUCCAUCCCAGCCAAGAUCUUCUUCUCUUUCUCCAAGACCAACAAUCUGCGAUCCGAUGAAGAGAGGAAAAAGGCGGAAGAUGCGAUAAAGAUAGUACCGGACAACAGGAUAUUGGUUGAGAGUGAUCUUCAUACGGCUGGCGAAAGGAUGGACAGUGAGCUUGAGGAGAUGUACCGGGCCAUUUGUGAGGUUAAGGGUUGGAGAUUGGAAGAAGGUGUUGGGAAAAUAGCUGAGAAUUACCAGGAGUUUGUCUUUGGCUGACUUAGCAGUUAUCAUGGCCUCAGAUGUUGCAGUGUUCACGUACAUACGCGGCUCAAUAUCAUUUAAGCGCGGAGA
Fusarium redolens is the source of this 1355-nucleotide messenger RNA. RefSeq lists its product as uncharacterized. The coding region runs from base 108 to 1280 and encodes 390 amino acids. NCBI's taxonomy places the organism in Eukaryota, Fungi, Ascomycota, Sordariomycetes, Hypocreales, Nectriaceae. The record is from RefSeq and is a predicted model, not a curated record. The transcript has a single exon. Gene Ontology annotation, molecular function: hydrolase activity, acting on ester bonds.